UUCUCAUCUUAGAAGGUUUCAUCGUUGACCCAACUACUUGGGGGAAGAUACUGUAGAUAUAAAUGGAUAAGUGUUCAUGUAACUUCUUUGAACCUGUCUCUUCUCUGUUUUAUCUAAACAAAAGAAAGUUUCAGUUUCUUAUUCUCGGGGAGAUUGACAAGAAACCGGAGACUUUUCCAAGUUCUUUGAAAAGUCAUGGGACGCAAUUUCCCAACAGCCGCAGGAAUCUUUCUUUUCAUAUCUCUGUUGACGAGCCAUGGAUGACAAUUCAACAGAAAGUUGUGAUUAACCAAACAAAUUUGUUCCUUCAAAUAUAUCAAAGAAAUCCAAGGUUUGUACUUUGUUCUACCAUUAAAGGUGGAUCGUCUUCUUUAAUCACUUGCAGUGGAGAGCUGGCAAUUGGGUGUUGGAAUAAGAAACAAUAGCAGAGGAAAGCAAUAAGAACAAUAAUAUGAAGAACCAUAUUCGAGAUAAUGUUAUUCCGAUUCCAGAAAGCUCGGUGGCUUACACAGUUGAAAAAGAAGCAGAAAAACCUACUUCAGAACCCGAAUCUGAUAACCCAUAUUUUCAUUCCUCCCCUUUCGAAGGGUCUGCGACAUCUAAACGAGGUAAAAUGAAUACACUGAUUGAAUGGAUGAACAAAUUUGGGAAGAAAGCAGAUAAUUUUGCACAUGGAGUUUAUGAGCAUGUAAGAUUGGGCUCCAAUAUGUCUGCAACUGUGAAGGGAAAAUUGAGUUUGGGGGCCAGAAUUCUUCAACGAGGUGGGAUGCAGAAGGUAUUCAAACAGCUUUUCCGUGCUACAGAAGGAGAGAAGCUAUUGAAGGCCUCCCAAUGCCAUUUAUCAACAACAGCAGGUCCUGUUGCAGGGCUCCUCUUUAUCUCCACUGAGAAGGUUGCCUUUUGCAGUGAGAGGUCUCUUAAAUUAACAUCUCCAACGGGGGAGUUGAUUAAAACACCAUAUAAGGUUUUGAUUCCACUAAAGAAGAUAAAGAGAGUGCACCAAAGUGAAAAUGUGAAGAAUCCAGCCCAGAAGUACAUACAAGUAGUUACUGUGGAUAGUUUUGAGUUCUGGUUUAUGGGAUUUCUAAAUUAUCAGAAAGCUUUCAAGUUUCUUCUACAGGCUAUCUCCAAAUCUUAAAUGAUUUAGUUCUCAGCAAUGAUACCAAGAGGAUCGUUACCCUCAACUCCUUUGGAAACCCUUUUACAAAACGAAAAAAGGUUUACAAUUACAGAUCAUGUAUACUGGGUUAAUUAUGUAAGCUUAUAAUUCUUCACCACUAUUCAUAUACACAGAUUGUUACACAUAUGCCAUGCAGGAUAUUGUUUCAGGUCUUUCAGAUGUUCUCAUUAUUGUAAUUAAAAUACCUAAAUGUGACUGAAAUUGUACCUGAAUUUUUGGGUGCGAAAUGCU
Messenger RNA from Macadamia integrifolia, 1411 nucleotides. Its product is annotated as GEM-like protein 4. The coding region runs from base 452 to 1138 and encodes 228 amino acids. The transcript is spliced from 4 exons. The record is from RefSeq and is a predicted model, not a curated record. NCBI's taxonomy places the organism in Eukaryota, Viridiplantae, Streptophyta, Magnoliopsida, Proteales, Proteaceae.